Messenger RNA from Cantharellus anzutake, 2040 nucleotides. RefSeq lists its product as uncharacterized. The record is from RefSeq and is a predicted model, not a curated record. NCBI's taxonomy places the organism in Eukaryota, Fungi, Basidiomycota, Agaricomycetes, Cantharellales, Hydnaceae. The transcript is spliced from 6 exons. Bases 1 to 2040 code for a protein of 679 amino acids.
AUGGCCAAGCAUUUUGGGUCCGAUGAAGUCCCACGGGGUGGCUCCAUGACGCGCUUUUCCCACGAAAAAAAAAUACAAACCCCCAAACACCUUGCAAGCUCGGCCAAUUCUACCGUAAAUCGUCCCGAUGUCACGAAAUGCAGUGUCAACCCUGGUUCGGCUCGUGAUGCAGCAUUCUCGCAAACCGCAGAGCCUGCUGCUCCAGCUGGACGCUCGGUAGGCCCCAAUGCACUGGCGGAAACGGGGCUUGACACUCCGCUAACCUGGACCACGUCUGGGACCUUCAUACCAUAUAACCACGCGGGACCUUCCAGCGCCCUGCGUCGGACUGUGCAAGAGUGGAUGGCUCGCAUGCACGCAGGGAUCCGGGUAGCAAAACCUCCCAAGGACUUUGUCAUCCACUCAUGGAUACUGCGUUACGCAAACUCUCUGAGAAGCUUCAAUUUUCUUGGAAAUCCCGUCGGAGAACCUGUUUACUCCUUCACCCCUUAUCACCUCCUUACCCCUGCCGAACGUAGAAAAUUACACAAUGCUCCCCAAUACCCAAGAACUUCACCCAUUCCCUCCCUCUACUCGUCAUCAAUCUCGCGCAUGCCUCUCACGUUCUCACAAAAUGCACCAUAUCGUCCAUUCAUUCGUCGCACUUCCCUCGACCCCCUCUUCCUGAUUCCUCAGUCGUUGAGGACUGUCUCUCAAUUUGACCUCUUCUCGCGGUGGGAUGCGAUCCGGAGCGAUUUUCUCCUAGUCGAACAAUGUGUGCCGAUGCCUCGAACGCGAGAUGGGUUAACUCAAGCUUCUUUUGAGUGGAAGGACAAGCUAAGAUGUCGGGGGAGGAACCUUGAGGAUCUGAUCGACACUGUGGAUCAAGUAUUUACGUUCGCUUACGAAUUGGGUGGUGUUGGUCGAUGGUACUGUCAUCGUCACAUCGAGCGGCUUCUUCGUGGUCACGAUGGUAAUUAUUUUUUGGGCGUGGACGAUGAGCUGGUGGGUGCUGUGUUUGAGCUCCCUUUCCCGGACGACUGCCCAUCGCUGGGUUCAACAAUGGCAAGGCUAUCCCGUCACGGCGUUCCUGUCUUUGGGGUUCAAGUCGUUGGGAGUGGGGCCAGUCUUCAGCGAGAUUUUGUGCCAGGCGGCUGGUCGGAUUCGGAUGUUAACAGUCAUAAGAUGGCAGUUCAGUCCGCAUCGCUUCCAUCUAAGCGGUCGAGGGACAUUGUUUUCAAGCAGCUCGAGUUCAUACCCGUUCGCCCAACACCCUGGAUCAUCAAGCCAGCCCAUGGCUAUCCAGGUUCGCCUGACCUCUCCACUCCAGUGGAAUUGGCCCUCGCAGACGCGCUCUAUCCUCCACACAACCCGCUCUACACAGAGGAGGAACUGUGUCGGAAAAUCAAGUCUUUUUUUGGCCAUGGCCUCUUUCCUGUUGUGCCUCCGGCCCGUCUUUCACCCCGUCUUUCACCCCGUCCAUCAUCUUCGGUACUUGGCCGUAGAGUAGUGUCUACCACCUGGCAUGAUGGAGCCGGGAGCUCCAGUGAUGACGAAUUCCGUCCUCACUUUGAGCCUCCCCAUCAAGAAAUGAUGAGGACUCGUCCGAGUAUGAUGAAAGGGUUGAAUCGGCAGCUCGAAAAUUUUCCAGUGACCGACAGAGCAUGUCAAGAGAUCUGGGAACGGGGACAUGGGAAAAAGAAGAGGCAACUGUCCGCCCAUGACUACCACAUCAGGCUAAGAUUGCAGAGUGAUCCUGACGCAAUGGACAUCGAUACAACUGAUCCAUUGCUUCAAGCCAUCAUGUACUCGCUGCUGGUGUCCCAUCACAACUCCUCCAUCCCGUUCCCCCCUUGCGUCCAGGUCAUUUCCUCUCCCCGAUCGUUCCUCUCCUGGUGCGCGAGUAUCGAGACUUCGCGUUCCUUAGGGGCCACGAGCCAUGUUAAUCCUCCCCCAUCUUUGGCACCAACGGUCCCCUCACAACUCCAUCCCAUUCCCUCCUUACGUCUCCUCUCCCGAUCGUUCUUCUCUCGGUGCCGUGGGUAUCAGACUCUAGGGUAG